This is a messenger RNA of Aspergillus affinis, 1902 nucleotides long. RefSeq names its product ATP-binding protein. NCBI's taxonomy places the organism in Eukaryota, Fungi, Ascomycota, Eurotiomycetes, Eurotiales, Aspergillaceae. Gene Ontology annotation, molecular function: ATP binding; ATP hydrolysis activity. The transcript has 2 exons. The coding region runs from base 1 to 1902 and encodes 633 amino acids. The record is from RefSeq and is a predicted model, not a curated record.
AUGACGCAGAUUACUGGGGAAGUGAUCAAGAAGGAGGAGGGCGUGAAUCCCCCUGAGAAUGAGACGAAGAAGAACGAACAAUCCGAGGAUAAGAAGGAAGAGAAGAAGGAAUACGCCCCCGUCGGCACCAUCUGCGACGUGCAAAACCUCUACCAGACCAAACCCGACGAGAACGAGUGCACGUCAUGGUCGAAGGAAAUCCCCGACGACCUACCCGUGGCCGUCGAAGACGCCGAAUCGGCCCAGUUCGCGCUAAUUCUCCGAAAGACCAAAUGCUACGACGGACUGAAGAGUCUCUCGAUUCACUCGGUUGUGGUGCAGAGCGAGCCCCUGAAGAAAUUCCUGGGCAAGGUGCUGGACGGAUACCCCGGUGUGACGUUGACGUUGGAUCGAGUGGAAUUCGUCAAGCCCUUCGCUCCCCUCGUCCACCGAUGGGAGGGCUUCAGCAAGGCGUGUGAGGAGGAGGAGGAUGAGACGACGAAGAAACACGCGGAUCUGUUCUACGGGAUCCUCGAGGAGGAGCUGCGGGAUGUCAUCGCACGAAAGCAGGACCACAUUAAGCACGGAGUCAUCACGUUCAACCUCCUCUGGACGAUCUUCGAGCCUGAGGAUGUGGUUAUCACCUCCCUUGGCGGCCACCAGAGCGGAUGUCGAUUUGUCAGUGGGGAGGUAGACUGCGAGGAGGGGUCUUAUGAGGCGAACGUGAAAUACGUCGAGUUUGACGGCGAGGAUUUCGGAUGGAAGGAAGACACCGAAUCGAUCCGCUUCUUUACGGGGACAGCCCCCAUAACCUCCUUGGACAUGUACCCUCUGCGAUACCACCCUGAGAAGGCGACGAUCCGGGAGUCAUUGGUGGCUCGCGGAAAGAGGUGGGAGCAGCACAAGGGGUACCACUACAAGAACUACGAGGGACCAGCAGUCUCGGUCGGUAGAGAUGAUGAGGAGGAGACCAAAUACCAUGUCAAAAGCCGCAUCAUCAUCGAUGCCGAAGGAUUCAACAUUUUCCACCCCACCGAGACCGUCAGAGUUGAUGAAACGAUCCACGGUGAUCUCUCCGACGACCAGCUACUAGUCACAACACCCGCGGUACACGGAUACUCCCUCAAGGAUAAGGAGUGGCUCCGACUAUACCUCGACUCGACCUCCGACAUCAAAUGGGACUCCAACGCCUUCGAAUCCCUAGUUCUCCCCUCGGAGCAAGCCAACUUGAAAGACCUGGUCCUUGCCUUUGCCAAAGCCCAGUCCAAACAGCUCGACAACUUCGACGACGUGGUGCAGGGCAAAGGCCGAGGAAUCGUUAUGCAGCUCAGCGGCCCUCCCGGAGUCGGUAAGACGCUGACAGCCGAGAGCGUGGCCGAAGUGAUGCAAGUGCCUUUGUACGUGAUGAGCGCCGGAGAGCUCGGUUCCAGCGCGGACACGGUCGAGCGACGUCUGAAGAACAUCCUCCGCAUGAUCCCCAAAUGGGGCGCCGUGCUUCUUCUCGACGAGGCGGACGUGUUCAUGGAAGAGCGUAACGCCACGGACCUGCAGCGGAACGAGCUGGUUUCGAUUUUCCUGCGUAUGCUGGAGUACUAUGAGGGAAUUCUCUUCCUGACCACGAACCGGGCCGAACGCAUCGAUCCUGCCUUCGAGUCCCGGAUCCACGUCUCGUUAGUAUACAAGGAACUCGACCAGGCGUCGAGACGGCACAUCUGGACGCAGUUCCUGGGUCGCAACACGUCGGCAUUCACGGAUGAGCAGUUGGACAGCAUCUCAGAGAUUGAGCUCAACGGUCGACAGAUCAAGAAUGCACUGAAGACGGCGAACCUUCUGGCUUGGGUGCAGGGAUCGGAUGUCAAGUAUAACCAUGUGAAAACGGUUCUGGACCUUCGGUCAAUCUCCAAGCCUAAGCUAGAUGGUUGA